Messenger RNA from Linepithema humile (Argentine ant), 4286 nucleotides. Its product is annotated as exosome component Rrp6. Gene Ontology annotation, biological process: lipid catabolic process. Gene Ontology annotation, molecular function: lipase activity. NCBI's taxonomy places the organism in Eukaryota, Metazoa, Arthropoda, Insecta, Hymenoptera, Formicidae. The record is from RefSeq and is a predicted model, not a curated record.
AAUCACUAGCGAACGUGCGUUUCGAUAGGUCGUCGGUAUUUAUAAUCGAUUCAUAGUCUGCUAUCAUCUACGCAUUUUUUUAUUCAUUAAAAAGACAUAUUUCAUAGACUUGUUUUUCUCUAACAAAGCAAUCUUUCUAUUUAAUAAAGUCUCGUACAAUCAGAACAAAAGAAAAAGUUUCACUAUCUUUUACCGCCGACUGUACAUCUGAUCUAAUGUGAAUUUUCUGUAAAACAGUGUUGAACAUAACCUUAAUAGCGAAAAUUGGAGUACUGUGUAUUGAAGAAGCGAUCGAGAAAAGAGUGAAACAAUCGAGUAUAUGUAAGCAUGGAACUUGCCAAAAAUGAGGACAGCGAGGCAAAUGUCACGCCGAACGAUAAUAUCGAACAGGAAGUUGAAGAUGGACCGUCGACUGGACUUAUUACUCGCCUUAUUCCUGGAUAUGAAACAUUUGAUGCUUUCCUUCAGGAAGCAUAUGAUACAAUGAGGUCCGGUAUCAAAGCAGCUAAUAAUCUGCCUGCUGGAAACAAUUUUAACUACUAUACUUGUUUUACAAGUUUUAACGAUGCCAUAAAUAAAGACAAAAGAAGAAUAUUGUCUACAAUGCAGGCUGUAAUAAAAUUAGCAGGAGGAUCUGGCACAAUCGGAGGUCGAGAUAUCGAUGAAAAGUUUGAUCUUUUAGAAGAAGCGAAUGAUCAGCUACUUGAUCAAGCUAAUAUAUUAAUGGACGAAGAAAGCGGUAUUAUGCGAAAUCCCAAAGUUGAAUUAGUCGUGUCGCAAAUGCCGAGAUCGGCAUUGAAUGGAAGUUGGAACGUAAGGCGUGAUAAAAUUGACAGCUCGGAUAAAUCUGACAAAAUACGAUUGCUGGCUGGCAAGAAUGUACAGAGACCACAGUUAAUGUUCAGGGAUAAAAUAGACAACAGUUCUAAACCGUGGAUACCUCGAAUUAAGGAUAAGCCAAACUCGCUGAAACCACUGGCUCUUUAUGUCGAAGAGAACGAGCAGGGCGAGAUCUUCAACCAUCCUUACGAGUUUGAGCUAAACAAAUUUGAAGUGCCGGAGUGUCAAUUGAAGAAGAGCAUCCCGGUCACAUACAAGUCAUUGGAGGACACCACACUUAAAUAUAUCGAUAAACCAGCCCAUCUUCAGGUUCUACUAGAGGAUCUGAAAAAUUAUAAAGAAAUCGCCAUAGAUUUGGAACAUCACUCGUACAGGACGUUUCAAGGUAUAACUUGCUUGAUGCAAAUAUCGACGGGAGAUACCGAUUAUUUGAUCGACACUUUAACCCUGCGAUCGGAAUUGCAUCAGCUUAACGAGAUCUUCACGAAACCAUCAAUCCUGAAGGUCUUUCAUGGCGCCGAUUCGGACAUUUUGUGGCUGCAAAAAGAUUUGUCGCUGUACGUAGUAAACAUGUUCGACACUCAUCAAGCCGCGAAACGACUCAACCAUCCCUAUCUCAGUCUGGCUUAUCUAUUAAAAAAGUACUGCGACUUGGAUCCUAAUAAACACUUUCAAUUAGCCGAUUGGCGUAUAAGGCCUUUACCAGCAGAACUGAUAAAAUACGCGAGGGAAGACACGCAUUAUCUGCUUCAUGUGAAGGACAUGUUGAAGAACGAAUUGAUUGACGCGGCUAACGGCAAGAGCAACGUCCUGAAGGCCGUGUACGAUCAAAGCACCGACAUCUGCAAGCAGACGUACGUGAAACCAGUCUGGACGGAGGAGAGUUGCAUGAACUUGUACAGAAAGAGCCAGAAGACGUUCAACAACAAGCAGAUGUACGCGCUUCUGGAGUUGCACAAGUGGCGUGACGAUACCGCGCGAGUAGAAGACGACAGCAUCGGUUACGUGUUGCCGAAUCACAUGUUGCUCAACAUAACCGAGACACUGCCGCGUGAGAUGCAGGGCAUUCUGGCAUGCUGCAAUCCCAUCCCGCCGUUAGUGCGACAGAACUUGCUGAAGAUACACAAGAUAGUGUUGAAAGCCAGAGAGCAACCGCUCGUAAAAUUUGUUGUCGAACAGGAUGUUCGGCAGAGACCGACGCAACAAAAUCGCGAGGUGAAUUCCGGAGUGUUGCUGUACACGCCGCACGAUAUACCGAGCGACAUGGAAGCGAGAGCGGACUUGCCUUGCCUUCUAGAUAAGAAAGACUCGGUGCAAUCGUUAAAAGUGAAGGAACACCAGAAGCACAUUGUGACGGUAUUCGACACACCAGUUGCGUCAGAGGAUGAAGAAACAAAGGACAGCAACGAUAAGAAGAAAGCUAUAUUUAUAAGUCCAUUUAUGAGAUAUAAAUGUGUGAUACCGAUGAUAGCCGAUUAUGAAGCAAAAGAGCGAGAGAAACAGCAAAAAGAGGAAGAAAACUGUUCGACUGCCAAAGUGGAACUCGUAGAUGAGACGGAAAUAAACGAGAGCAAAAAUCGAGUUCUUGAACAUUUCAAGGAAGUGUCACAAACUACGAAUAACGAAGUUGUGACAUCAGCAAAGAAGAAGAAGAAAAAGAAACCUAAACAUCUAAUCUUAGGUCAAAUGCAUGGCAGAAAAAGAAAAAGAGAAUCUAAUAUCAGAAAUAAGAGUCAAGAGGAAAGCUAUGAUAGCAACUUUUCUACUCCGUCGUCAUCUUUGGAUGCUACAAUUACACAUAUAUCUAAACAGAUGAGACCAGAAGUAGAAAUAAUCGAAGAACGAAACGUGCAGCAGAGCUUUGCUCCAGUUCAGGAUAGCAACAACUCUGCAGUACUUAAACCGAUGAGAAAUAAGAAAAAGAAAGAGAGGAAAGCAAACGAGAAGCUACUGAAGGCACAAGGUAUGUUACCAUCGAAACAAUUCGAUUACAAGUCGGUGGACUUCAGCAGCUUCCAAGGUGGCAGUAUCGAUGGGUUGCAGAAUACGUCAUCCCUGUCCUAUCAGGUGGAUUGUUUAGGCCUGGGAGAAACGGUUGCGAAGACUCUGAAAUUCUUCUUCCAGGACAAGGCUAAUGGCUCUAAUGCACUGGACGUGCAAUUUUUCUUGUCCUCGCGAAAUCAAUCGCGACGUGUGCAGGUGGUGCUUGGCGAGCAGUUCGGUUUAGAGUGGACGGAUUUUAAGAUGGAACGCAGGACGGUAGUCAUAGUACAUGGUUUCUUAUCGCAUGGCCAGGAGACGUGGAUUAGAAAUAUGGAGCAGGCGUUUCUCGAUUGGGAUGAUGUUAAUGUGGUGGUAGUAGAUUGGAGUGACGGUAGUAAUACAUGGAAUUAUUUUAAAGCAGCGGUCAAUACCGAGAUAGUAGGAUACCAAAUCUCAAAAUUGAUAGAACACUUAACGAACGCCACAAUCGAUAAGGAGCCGGAUACGAGUAAAUGGGGCCCGUUACAUCUGAUAGGGCACAGUCUUGGCGCUCACAUUUGCGGAUUCGCUGCGAAGAAUUUGAAAAAGAUGCAUAACAGCUGGACCGUGCAGAGAAUCACCGGAUUGGAUCCGGCGCAGCCGUGCUUUCGCAAUAUCGAUAGUUCUUUUCAUCUGGAUAAAGAUGAUGCGCCAUUCGUUGACGUGAUACAUACAAACGGCAAAUUUCUCAUGCAUCUGGGCCUCGGCUUGCCUAACGCUAUUGGUAACGCUGACUUUUAUCCAAACGGCGGUAAAGUGCAACCUGGCUGCGUGGACACGGAAUCAUCGAUUUUUUCAUUCCUUGAGAUUUUGCACAUUCCGAAAACCGUAAUAAACGAAGCUAUAUGUAGCCACGGGCGUUCUUACGUCUACUUCACGGAAUCUUUGGUGUCCGCCGUUGCGAAAAACUGCAGCUUCUGGGCGCACCAUUCGAAUGUGACGUAUAAAGACUUUUUGCGCGUGAUCUCGGAACCAUGCGACAGGAAUAUUUGUACGGAGAUGGGUAUCAGAGCGGAAACGUAUGAUGAUCGUGGGACCUUCUUCGUGACUACUUCCAACAGCGCUCCGUUUUGCGACCACAACUCUAACAUCGUAGCAGAGAUAAAAGAGCAAUUGAAUCAAGAUUAUCAAUACGAGAUAAAGGAUUUAUCGGACAAUCAUUCAUAGACUUGUUAUAUCUGCAAAUAAAUUUGUUUGCACGCGCGUUUUAUCCCUUUGCAUGAACACGACACAGUUGUUUCGAUGUUUCCCAGCACUGAUUAUAUUCGUGCAUGAUGUGCACAUGAUCAAAUGUUCUAUAAAUUAAAAAAAGAAGAGAAAAAAAACAUGAUAACCUGGGUUUCAAUAAAAUGAUAUGCGAUAUGCAUACAACAGAAAAUGGAAUUUGCUCGAAUUCUAAAAAAUAAAAUGGUGUAUAGAUAAAA